CCGGCGCUGCCUCCUCCACGCCGCCGCGCCCCGGCGGGAACGUGACCACAGCUCGCCGCCUGUCCGCCCGCGCGGCCGCGGAGCUGUCCGCCAUGGAGGCUCCCUAUGAUGGCGCUGAGGUCACGGUGGUGAUGGAGGAGAUAGAGAGCACUUACACUUACACCUCUCCAGUGCCAUCCAAGAAGAAGAAGAAACAUAAAAGUACUGGUGAUCAUGGAGAAAAAGCCAAGAAACCUCGAUCUGCUUACCUUCUCUACUAUUAUGAUAUUUACUUGAAAGUACAACAAGAGCUUCCACACCUCCCUCAGUCCGAAAUCAACAAAAAGAUCAGUGAGAGCUGGAGGUUGCUCAGUGUGGCUGAAAGGAGCUACUACUUGGAGAAAGCCAAGCUAGAGAAAGAGGGACUGGACCCGAACUCCAAGGCAUCCACUCGAGCUGCAGUGGUCCCUGACAUUCCAGGCUUCCGCAAGAUUCUUCCCCGCUCCAAUUAUAUCAUAAUUCCCAAAACCAGUCUUCAGGAGGACAGGAGCAGGCAGUCUCUGGAGCUGUGUGUGACACAGAGCCCAGCAGCAUCUGAAGGCUUGGCAGCUCCCAGGAAUGUCACCAGUGUGCCCCGUGACACCGUGCAGAGCAUCCUUUCCGUGGACUCGGGCCGGACCGGCGUCUCGGAGCAGUGCAUCGCCAUCGAGGGGCUGGCAGAGGACACGGCAGCCUUUGCCCAGCCUGAGGCUGCAGAAGAAGCUGUUACCUCAGAGGUUCUCUCUCACUACGUUGGGCCUGUGACAGAGAAAGUGGCUGGAGAGAUCCUCUUGGAUGAGGCUUCUUUGGAAAUAGAAGGGCAGCCGUACCAGGCAGCGCGAGUGGUUAUUGAGGAGACCCUGGUGAGCAGCUCCGCAGAGAUCUCCACCGGGGGCAUCGCUGUGGCCCGGCCCCAGGUGCCUGAUGGGGUGUCUGUGGUGACCGUGGUCACUGGGAGGGAUACUGAAGAGAGUAGCUCCUCCACACCUGCAACGCAGUUUAUCAUGUUACCUUUGCCAGCUCACUCUGUUGUGGAGAACCCAGCGUCAAUUAAAUUGACAACCACCUAUACUCGCAGGGGACAUGGAAAUUGCACCAAUCCUGGCUGUUCCUUCACUUAUGUCACCAGGCAUAAGCCACCAAAAUGCCCAACAUGUGGGAACUUCCUGGGAGGGAAGUGGAUUCCAAAGGAAAAGCAACCAAAAAGCAAAUCUGAGCCAAAUUCAGGCACCUCUCUCAAAACUCCAGCAGCUAAAAGAGGUCAGCAGUCAGCCCUCACAGAACCCAUGGCCGCCAGUGAGAGUUCCUCCAAGUCUGCCUUGGAGAGCUCUGAAGCUGUCAGCCAGCUGCUGAGUGCUGUGCCUGGUGGAGGGCAGAUGCCUGAGAUGGAGUGGGAGGAAGUGAUCAUCUCUGAGAGCCACUUUCUCCCAAAUAAUGUGCUUGCUGAAGACAGGAGCAGUGCCCAGCAGCAAGCGGACGCCUCUUCGGAGCAGGCAGAGAAAGGAAGCUUAGGGCAGGGAAUGCCCACAUCUUCUGAGGUGUUGAGUUCAAAUGCCUCUGUGAAAAAGCCAGUGGUGGGAACUGAUGCAACAGCUGCUACACACAAGGGACAAGAAGCAAAGAGCAAAUCAAGACCCAAGCCCUCCUUGCUGGCUGCAGCCAGACCCAUGCGAGCCAUUCUGCCUGCUCCAUUCAUUGUGGGGAGAGAAGCCAGCACAGAGCAGCUGAGCAGCAGGCAGGCCUUUGCAAGUGCUGAUAAGCAUUCUCCUGUGAGAACAUCAGGCUUGAAGCCCAGUACACUGAAACAGUUGGGCCAGUCAGUUCUGCAGCCACCAACUGCUGAGGAGCAAAAGCUCCACAGUUCUGUGACAAGCAGGGCAUCUCAGGUUAAAGUUGUGGAGGUCAAACCAGACAUGUUCCCUUCCUACAAGUACAGUUGCACCGUAACUUUGGAUUUGGGAUUGGCAACCUCACGUGGCAGAGGGAAAUGCAAGAACCCCUCCUGCAGUUAUGUGUAUACAAACAGGCACAAGCCACGCAUCUGCCCAAGCUGUGGUUACAACCUUGCCAAAGACAGGACUGAGAAAACAGCAAAAUCCCUGGAGGUGAGUGCAGGCCAGCCGGGCGUGCUGAACACCAGCGAGCCCCUGACGCCGGCGCAGAAGGAGACGCAGCGUCAGUCCACGCUGCAGCUGCUGCGCAAGGUGAUGCAGAUCCCCGAGAACGAGUCCGAGCUGGCUGAGAUCUUCACCCUCAUCCACGAGCUCAACAGCUCCAGGCUCAUCCUGUCCAACGUGAGUGAGGAGACCGUGACCAUCGAGCAGACCUCCUGGUCCAACUACUACGAGUCUCCGUGCGUGCAGUGCCUCCUCUGUAACAGCCCCUUGUUCAAAGGGGGACACAAUUCCCUUGCUGGUCCUCAGGAGUGCUGGCUGCUGACAGCCAAUAGAUUACAGGUGGUUACAGCUCAGGUCAAAGUGUGCUUGAACCUGCAGUGUCUGGCCCUCCAUAGCUUCACUGACAUUUACACAGGCCUUUUCAAUGUGGGUAACAAAUUGUUAGUGAGCUUGGAUCUUCUGUUUGCAAUCCGAAACCAUAUUAAACUUGGAGAGGAUCCCAGAGUGGCUGUUGGCAAUAUCCUUGACUCUGUUCAGGAGCAAACUGAUAAAAGCCUGAGCCCUGAUGAGCAGGCUCAGCUCCAGGAGCUGCUGUGCAAUGGCUACUGGGCUUUUGAAUGCCUGACAGUCCGGGAUUACAACGAUAUGAUCUGUGGAAUCUGUGGCAUAACCCCCAAGGUGGAAAUAGCCCAGAGGAAUACGGAAAAUGUCCUAGCACUGAAAAAUAUAGAGUUUACUUGGCCAGAAUACUUGCCAUCAAGUGAAGUGAAUGUGGAAGACUUUUGGUCCACGAUGGAGACAGAGGUGAUUGAGCAGGUGGCUUUUCCUUCUAGCAUCCCCAUCACAAAGUUUGAUGCCUCUAUUGUUGCUCCUUUCUUCCCUCCACUGAUGAGAGGAGCAGUGGUGAUCAAUACAGAGAAGGACAAGAACCUGCAUGCACAGCCAGUGCCAGGUAACGGGAGUGCCUUGGUGAGGCUCCUUCAGGAAGAAGUCUUCAGGCCUGAGCUGAUAAACUCUUACAGUGAGGAAGAGCUGCAGAGCUUUCUGACACAGUGUGGCAUCCCCUGGGAGGCAUCACAUACCAAGGAUGAGCUCUGCUACUCCCUCCUGGCUCUCUAUGAGUUUGUACAGAAUGGGACAAGCAUUACACCAUCUUCUGCUCAUCACACAGGAGGGAAAAUCUACAAAGUGUGUCCACAUCAGGUUGUGUGUGGCUCCAAGUACAUAGUAAGAGGAGAAAAUGCUCGGGAUCACGUGGACUUGUUGGUAUCCUCACGUCACUGGCCUCCAGUGUAUGUUGUUGAUUCAGCCUCUUCAGUGGCACUGUGUGCAGACCUCUGCUGGCCUGGCCUGACUUCCCAGAUGUGGGGGAAGAACCAGGGCUGCUUUUCUGACCCCAUGGAACCUCCAACGUACGUGUCCUGCCCCGAGCUGCUGGACCAGCACUACAGCGUGGACGUGACGGUGGCCGAGCCCUCCCUGCAGCACCCCAUCACCAAGUCGUGCGCGCGCCGCAUCGUGCAGGCGGGCGCGGAGCAGAGCAGCCCCUGGGACGCCACGGCGCGGCACCGCUGCAUCGCCCUGUGCCGCGAGCUGGAGCCCUACGGCGCCAUCGCCGCCGCCAUCGGCGACAGCCGGACCAGCACCGUGCGCCAGCGGCCCAUCACCUUCGAGAACCCCACGCACUAUUACCUCUACAACCGCCUCAUGGACUUCCUCACCAGCAGGGAAAUCGUCAACAGGCAGAUCCAGGAGAUCGUGCAGAGCUGCCAGCCCGGGGAGGUGGUGAUCCGCGACGCGCUCUACCGGCUCGGCGUGGCCCAGAUCAAAACGGAGACGGAGGAGGAGGAAGAGGGGAAGCAGGAGGAGGAUGGAGGUUGGAGAUGUGAUGCUGGUGGCUUUGACUGCUGUUACUGACCAAAGAGCUCUGUGCUUCCAUAGGAUCGUGAUAGCUGCUGUGCACAUGGGUCUGUCACCCCCUUGCAGACGGCUGCAGCUGCCUCCAAGGCAUGUGAUGGACCUGCUGUUCAGGGCUGUAGGAUGUUGCCCUCCCUGCAGAGGAGUUGCUGGUAGCAGGGAGUGUGUGUGGUCAAGCACACACGGGUCAUUUAAUUCUGAAUCUUGCUUGCUGACUUCUUUGUGCUUAUUGGUGGCAGGGCGGGGGGUGUGGGACCAGGCUACAAUGGUAGAUGGCUACAACGAUUUCCCCCAAAACAUUCUGAAUAGGUGAAUUUAGGAUACUGACUCCUGCUUGGUAAACUUGCAGAGCUCUCACAGCCAUUGGCUGCAAGGAGUCGUGAGGAGGAGGAGCUGUGCUGCUUUAACAUGCUGUAUCUGGGGAGCUUCCCUGGAGGCUGCACUCUUGGUCCAGGAUUGUGAAUGCUUUGGCUGCAGGGAGUUUCUAGAAUUGUUUGUCCCUUCACAUGAGCACUAAUAAUUUAGAAGCCAAAAGGUACAGUGAGAGGAGAGUGUUCAGUAUAGUAAGGUAAGAACUGAGCCCCAGGGCAGCUGAGGGGUUGGAGGAUGGUUUAAGUGCUAUGCAGGGGUGGCUGUGGAGAGGGGAGGGACAUCCAAACACUGUCUGAGGGGUCAAGGAGGAAUGAUGAAUGCAGUGUCACCAGAGCGAGCAGGGUUCUGUAUUCCACCCUCACGGACGUGCUGGGAGAGCUGCACCCAUCACUUUGUCAGGUGUCACACCUGCCUGCCCGUGUUCCCACAGCACUCUGGGGGUUAGAGGAGUCUCCUGCUGCCCAGGUUGCUUUGUCAGCCCCUUGAGAGGAGUCAGUAUGAGACCUCUGCCUGUGCAGCACACCUGAGGAACACCUGGGGCUGUGGGUGCAAAGCUGUGCUGUGGCUGCUGCAGCUCCCGUUGCCCAUGGCUGGUGGUGAAGGUGUUUGCUGUGACACACAUAGGAAACAAGUAGGAUGCCAGACUGCAAAGUUGCCAUCUUGGGAGUUUAUUUUGUCUGAGUGAGCAGUGGGGAAGAUUCUGAGGCUUGCAGUGUGGUUGAAAACUCCCUUCUGUGAAGGGGAACCUAUUGAGUACUGUACUGUUAAAGUAAAUGUAUUGAGUCUGAGCAAAUGCAGUAAUCAUGGCUUGGGGUUUUUCUGUUAAGAACAUUAACUUAUUAUAAGAGACAUUAGUGACUUUUUUCAGUCAGUGAGAAAGUUUAAUAAAUUAUCUCCAAUUUUGGGGGUGAAA
Messenger RNA from Melospiza georgiana, 5337 nucleotides. It is a transcript of the gene HMGXB3, whose product is annotated as HMG-box containing 3. The record is from RefSeq and is a predicted model, not a curated record. The transcript is spliced from 21 exons. NCBI's taxonomy places the organism in Eukaryota, Metazoa, Chordata, Aves, Passeriformes, Passerellidae. The coding region runs from base 93 to 4052 and encodes 1319 amino acids.